Molecule: messenger RNA, 2631 nt
Organism: Calidris pugnax (ruff)
Lineage: Eukaryota; Metazoa; Chordata; Aves; Charadriiformes; Scolopacidae
Gene: KCNIP4
Product: Kv channel interacting protein 4
Exons: 8
Coding region: 415-1116 (233 amino acids)
Biological process (GO): regulation of potassium ion transmembrane transport
Cellular component (GO): voltage-gated potassium channel complex
Molecular function (GO): calcium ion binding; potassium channel regulator activity
Source: RefSeq, a predicted model, not a curated record
GCACUGGAGUGCAGAGUGCUGAUAGCAGCCUGCUCCCGACUGCAAGUUUCCAGGGAGCUUUUCUUCUUGGCAUCCAGACAGCCAAAGUCUCCAGCUCCGGCACAGAUGUUCCUCCAGCAGCUCUGAAGUAAGGCUGCUCGCCGGAUACCAUGUCAUACCGUGGGGCUCGUGGUCCACCUCGACCUUCUGAGAGGACUCGCUACUGCUGAAACCAAGCGCUUAGAGAAGCAUGAGAUGCAGGGCUUUAGCUAAUGUUUUGUCUCAGCUAGAGGGGCUGGUGAAUUGCCACAGCUCGGUACAGCGCUGCUUGACACCACUGCAACUUUCCUCAAAGCAAACUCUGGGUAUAAAUCCUCUCCUUUCCCUCUGAUUGCGACCUGGUGCGAAGACUGGAAUGAUUUGCCUGUUGGAAGGAUGUUGACUCUCGAGUGGGAGUCAGAGGGACUGCAAACAGUGGGUAUCGUUGUGAUUAUAUUUGCAUCUCUGAAGCUGCUUCAUUUGCUGGGACUGAUUGAUUUUUCAGAAGACACUGUAGAAGAUGAAAUGGAAAUGGCCACAGUACGACAUAGACCUGAAGCUCUCGAACUGCUGGAAGCACAGAGUAAAUUCACAAAGAAGGAACUUCAGAUCUUAUAUAGAGGUUUCAAGAACGAAUGUCCCAGUGGUGUUGUCAAUGAAGAAACCUUCAAAGAGAUUUACUCUCAGUUCUUUCCACAGGGAGAUUCCACAACUUAUGCACAUUUUCUGUUUAACGCAUUUGACACUGAUCACAACGGAUCUGUAAGUUUUGAGGAUUUUGUUAUGGGUCUCUCAAUUUUACUCCGAGGGACAGUACAGGAGAAACUGAACUGGGCUUUCAAUUUGUAUGAUAUAAAUAAGGAUGGAUAUAUAACUAAGGAGGAAAUGCUUGAUAUCAUGAAAGCAAUAUAUGAUAUGAUGGGAAAAUGCACCUAUCCUGUUCUCAAGGAGGAUGCGCCUAGACAACAUGUGGAAACGUUUUUCCAGAAAAUGGACAAAAACAAAGACGGAGUAGUGACCAUAGACGAAUUCAUCGAGAGCUGCCAGAAAGAUGAGAAUAUAAUGCGAUCCAUGCAGCUCUUUGAAAAUGUGAUUUAAUGAAGACAUUAGGUCUACAACUAAUGGACAAAUAUGAGCUAUUCUGCAACAUUAUCUAAAAGAUGGAUUUCCCACUUUAUCAUAAAUAAAAUUACUCAGCUUUACACUGAGACAUGUAUUAUGCAAAUAAAUUUUUUAUUAUAAACUUUUCCCCCAAAAAAACUUUCUAAAUUAUACAAUUUAGCACUUCAACAGUGGCUACUUAGUUAACUAAGAAUGUUCUGAAAAGUCAGAAACAAAGUUAAGACUUGACAGUAUGCAGCUUUAUCAUCAUUCCAACCCCUAGAUAAAAUAGAUACUAUCACACAGAGGUUAAAUAAAUACUCUUAGUUUUGCUACUCAUUUGUACUGGAUUAAGCUCCAGGUUGUUUAAGUGUAUUUCUUAAAUCUUAGCUUCUAAUUUAUACAGAGGCAUUACCAUGUAUUUUUUUUCCACAUUUGUAUGGUGUAGAUCUCAUUUUUGGAAUAAUACUUCGAGUUAAAGUGCUAUAAUCAAUGUGCAAUGCACAUCUUGCUGCAAUUGCCUUCCACUUUUGACUUGCUUUUCUCUUCAAAAAAACCCCAAACCUAAGAAAAUAGGUAACUUGAGGGGAAGAACUGUUCUAGAACAAAAAAAGAAAUUGUUCACAGGUAGAUUUACUCCCUGACAAAUACAAGUGAGCUUCUAUCAAUCACACUUACCUGGUAAAUCUGCAUUUAAUUUAUCACAUGAACAGUCCUACAUACUGUAUUUCUAAUUCUUCUAGGAUGUGUCUGCAAAGUUCUUUGCUUAAAAUUAAGGGUCUUCUGACUCUUAAUUUUUCAUGAAGAAAUCUUAACUGGCUCUUGACACUGUUUUAAUGAACACACGUCUUUCUGCCUUUAAUGAAGAAAAAGGCAUUAACUUCUUUUGAAACUUCCAUCCCACUUCAGUGCUCAGAGUAAGUAUCAGUAUGUGGUAACAUCUACCACUUAGAAGUAUUAGACAGGCUUUUUGUAGUAUCUUCUAUUAGGACACAGAAACAGGAAAAAAAACAAUCAGAAAAAUAUCAUCUGUACGUGAUAAUUCAUUACAUUUUUUUAGGAUCAUUUCUUCAUUAAGAUUGGAGCUACCUUAAUUCUGAACCUAGAAACUUUUAAAAAACAAACAAAAAAAAUCUAUGUACUUAAAAGAUAGUACUGCCCCCCAUCCAUGUAAUUUUUAAGAUAUAUUGUCCACAGAGUUUAUGCCAAUACUUCAAAAAGAGGUGAAAUGCUAUCAGAGACAGGCCAAUCUUGUGACAUUGCUGCAGAAAGGGGAUUAAUGAAGUAGAAGGAAUGUUGCAAGUGUUCUUUUGCAAAAAUAAAUCAGGUAUCUAUUCUGGUGUAGAGAUGGGUUGUUAGAGGCAUGUUGAAGGCUGCUCUGCUAUCACCAGUGUAGGAUAAGAGUAGUACAGUACAUGUACACCUGAAAUCUGCUGUAGUGUGUUUGUGUAAACUAAAUGUGCACAUUUUGUAAAAAAAUAAUAAUAAUAAAGUAAACAUGAAGAAAAACAA